Molecule: messenger RNA, 717 nt
Organism: Prorocentrum cordatum
Lineage: Eukaryota; Dinophyceae; Prorocentrales; Prorocentraceae
Source: the annotation of a GenBank genome assembly
AUGGACUCCCACUGCGAGAGCACCCUCACGCUCCAACUCGACGGCACCAAACGCUGGCGACUCUCCUGGCCGCCGAACGUGCCAGAUGGCAGUUUCGCUCGAGACGGCACCUAUGGCGAUGGAAGGCCGUACAGCAUUAAGGGCGGCUGGAAGCCAGGCUUCAGCUUCAACCUCUCCAAGGGGGAGGUUUUGCUGAUACCGCCCGCGUUCGUGCACGAGAGCCUCAACGUGGAGCCUGAGGGCUGCAGCCCCUCGUUAACCUUCCAAUUUGCAGACCCACCGGCAUCAUCUAUGUUUCGCCGUCUCUGGCCUCGCAUGCGCCGGACUGGUGACUUCAAUGAGUGCUGGGAUCGGGUCGCUGCCUUUGCCACGCUUGCACCCGAUGGACGGGCCAAAUCGCAGCUCAAGGCUCUUGGGCUUCUACCUCCUGGGCAGCUCUUGGACCGAUCUCCCGACGAAAUUUUGGAUGACGCUGUGAAAGCUGUGAGCAAAUCAUGGGCGAACGUCCUCCGAGCUCACGACCGCUCUGGUGACGGACGGCUUACGGACGAGGCCGACAACCUUGGCGGCGGCCUUGGCUUUCACGACGACAACAUUGAUGGCGAAAUAACGCAAGAAGAAUUUGCUCGGGGUCUGGCGGAUUGGCUCAAUGUGGAGAUUGCGACUCUUCGAGAGAAGACAAGCAAGCCCAAACAAUUGCAGAAGCUCGAGCUUUGA